Molecule: messenger RNA, 6418 nt
Organism: Vicugna pacos (alpaca)
Lineage: Eukaryota; Metazoa; Chordata; Mammalia; Artiodactyla; Camelidae
Gene: TTC39B
Product: tetratricopeptide repeat domain 39B
Biological process (GO): negative regulation of cholesterol storage; regulation of cholesterol efflux; regulation of cholesterol metabolic process
Molecular function (GO): protein binding
Source: RefSeq, a predicted model, not a curated record
GCGGUGAGGCUGGCCGCCCGGUGUCAACUCGGGAAAUGGGUGCUCUGCCGGUCUGCUGGCGCCGGGGGCGGGGAAAACGCGCUCCUCUCGCGCUGGCCCCGCCCCGGAGCCGGCGGGAGCGCGGGGCCGCCCCCUUCCUCCCUCGCUGGCGCUGGGCUGAGCCCCGAGCCGAGAAACCGAGUUGGCCCUGAGCUCCCUGUUUGGUUUUUGGGCGGUGGCAGCCGGAGGAGGAACAUGGCGCUCGUAGGCAACGGAGCAGAGCUGGAAGCGGACGAGGACAUCUUUGAAGAUGCCUUGGAAACCCUCUCUAUGCCUUCCCGAGUGGAUAUGGCAACAAGCAGCCAACAUUUCUCAUCAUUUGAUACAAGACAGGCAUCUGGACAGCAUCGAACAUCUAAUGUGAAAAGGUCUUCUAAUGCAUUUGUAAAAACAAGCACUUGUAAAUUUAUUGUGGAGCAGCCCAGAAGGACAUCUGCCGAGUUGAGCAGUGCUUCAAACUUGAGCAAGUCGCCGUCAACCAAGGUAGAUCUCAGGAGUGGCCUGGAAGAAUGCUCAAUGGCGUUGAACUUAUUUCUAAGUAACAAAUUUACUGAUGCCUUAGAAUUGCUUCAACCAUGGGCGAAGGAGAGCAUGUACCAUGCCUUGGGCUACAGCACCAUUGUGGUGCUGCAGGCCGUCAUGACCUUCGAGCAGCAGGACAUUCAGAAUGGCAUUUCUGCCAUGAAGGACGCCUUACAAACCUGCCAAAAAUAUAGGAAAAAAUGCACAGUUGUAGAAUCUUUUUCCAGUCUUCUUUCUAGAGGAUCAUUGGAACAGCUGACUGAAGAGGAAAUGCAUGCCGAAAUCUGUUAUGCCGAGUGCCUCCUGCAGAAAGCAGCCCUCACGUUUGUGCAGGAUGAAAAUAUGAUCAACUUCAUCAAAGGUGGACUCAAAAUUAGAACAAGUUACCAAAUAUAUAAAGAAUGUCUUUCUAUCCUGCAUGUAAUUCAGAAGAACAAAGUUGAGCAACAGUUCUUCUCUGAAUUUGAAGGAGGUGUCAAGCUUGGAAUAGGGGCCUUUAAUUUGAUGCUGUCCCUUUUACCAGCACGGAUUAUCAGACUACUAGAAUUUAUAGGAUUUUCUGGAAAUAGGGAGCUGGGCAUCCUGCAGUUACGGGAAGGUGCAUUAGGAAGAAGCAUGAGGUCUCCACUCUGCUGCUUAACUAUACUAGCUUUUCAUACUUACAUCUCCCUGAUACUUGGUACAGGAGAAGUGAAUGUUGUGGAAGCAGAGAGUCUCCUUGAACCCUACCUCCAGCAGUUUCCAAAUGGCUCACUCAUGCUGUUUUAUCACGGCCGGAUAGAGCUGCUGAAAGGGAAUGUGGAAGAGGCACAAGAGAUAUUUCGAAAAUGCAUUUCAGUUCAAGAAGAAUGGAAACAGUUUCACCAUCUCUGUUAUUGGGAGCUGAUGUGGAUUUUUGUAUUCCAACAAAACUGGAUGGAGGCCUAUUACUAUUCAGAUCUGCUUUGCAAAGAGAGUAAGUGGUCCAAGGCAACAUAUGUGUUCUUAAAAGCUGCAAUUUUGAGUAUGCUUCCAGAGAAGGACGUGGCAGCAACUAAAGAGGAUGUGGUAGCUCUGUUCAGACAGGUGGAUGGCUUGAAGCAGAGGAUCGCUGGGAAAUCUAUCCCCACUGAGAAGUUUGCCGUGCGGAAGUCUCGCCGGUACUCUCCCUCGUUGCCUGCGCCCGUGAAGCUCGUCUUGCCUGCCCUGGAAAUGAUGUAUGUCUGGAACGGUUUCCCACUAGUGAGCAAAAGAAAAGACCUUUCUGAAAAUCUGUUGGUAACUGUUGAAAAGGCGGAGACAGCUCUACAAAAUGAAAACGCCAGCGACUACUCUGUCGAUGAUGAGUGCUUAGUGAAACUGCUGAAAGGAUGCUGCCUGAAGAACCUGCAGCGGCCCUUGCAAGCGGAAUUAUGUUUCAAUCAUGUUAUCCAGAGUGAAAAGCUGCUGAAGUAUGACCACUACCUAGUGCCCUUCACUCUGUUUGAGCUGGCGUUUUUGUACAAAAACCAAGGGGAAGUUGACAAGGCCACAAAGGUCCUAGAAACUGCAAGAAAUAACUACAAAGAUUACUCACUGGAGUCCAGACUACACUUCAGAAUUCAGGCAGCUCUUCACCUCUGGAAAAAGUCUUCCUCAGAUUGAUCAGAGCAUGAACGGUGGAAUUUUCUCUCAGUUAGUACCGGCAUCUGCUAUAGAUUAGACCUUGCAUUAAAGUGGAAACGUGGUCUUGUGAAUGAGAGACAAAAAACUAAUUUUACUGUCAAUAUUUUCUAUCAUCUGUGUGGUUUACAGCUGUUCUACAUAAAUGUUUUUCCCCCUAUGGAAUGAUGCUCAGUGAUAUCUAGAGAACUCUUACACUUUGCCUCUCCAGAAAGAAUUUCAUAGCAGAUUUGAAUCGGAGAGUGAAGAAGUCUUUUAAAGGACUCACAGGUACAAUAAAGUCUAAUUAGAUUAUUUUUUUUAAUGUGGAAAUGGUUAUUGUUUAAGUAGGAAAUGGCUUACAACCUGAGCCAUUUUUAGAUUUGUUGGCCGGUUAAACUUCAGAGAUAUUUUGCUGCGUAAUAUUUAAGUUUCAGAGGAGAAAUAAGAAUCGCCUACAUUCAAAAUAGCUUAGUGACCUUCUGAAGACUCUUGAAAAAGACAGGCAGUGGGUGUGAAUCGGGGAGGGCAAUGUAGGUAAUGGGCUGAAAAACCUGUAUUUAGAAGAGAUGAUGAAAGGUGGUUUUUAUUCCUCAUGUAGGCUAAAGGUGGUGACGUGUUUGAGAGACUAUCUUGUUUUUGAAUGUACUUGUCUAUUAUUGUUGUAACAAAAUUCAAAAACCUCUGUGUAUCUAAAGGGAAGAAGAGGUUCUAUUUUAGAAAUUAUCCUCAACCUUAAAAGAGCCUAAAAGAUAUAUGUAGAUUAUUUUUCUUACAGGAAGCGAAGUUCCUGCUUCUUUAAAUGACAUGUAAAAUACCAAUAAUUUUUACACUCAUAAUGUUGGUGAGUCAGGUCUAAUUUUCUAAUCUCUCUAGCACUGUGAUGGUUCCUUGUAUAUAUCUGGACUGUGCUUAGUCCUUCAGUUUGGAAACACAAUCAGCGCAUGGAGCGGAAGAGAGCUGGACUCUGCGCGGUCCUGGCUCUGCUGUCGGUAGCAGUUACCGGCGUGACCUUUAGGGAGUUGCCUGCUCUCUGCAUCACCAUAUUUUCCUCAUCUGUGAAACGGGAAAGAAAGGAUGACUUCCAAAGUCUUUUUCAAUUUUAUAACUGUGGGUCUGUGUCUUAGGUAUUUAUUUUCAGCGAACAAUGUUAAAAUGUUUAAUCAAAACCAUUCCCACUAGGUGUGUGUUUUAUUUUACAUUCAUCACUGCCUCCACUCCUGCCUCCUCCACUCUCCGAUAUGUACGUACAGCGGCUAAGGACAAGAUUGCCUCCAGAGCAGCAAGAAACAUUUCGUGAAUGAAUGAAUCAGGGUUUCGUCUUACUUCUGUUUUGAAGAAUAACCUGUCACAGCUGCUUCUACAGUUUAACAAAAACAGCCCCAGAUUGGCCGUCAGGAGCCCAUCUCUGCUAGUUAACAGUUCCUCAACAUGGAGCUGGUCGUUCACCCUUUUCCUGGGACUCCGUUUCCCCAGUGGGGAGAGCAACACAGCGUGGUACUCAGUCAGUUAGAUAACUCAUAUGGUCGCUUUCCGUACACUGUGAAAGGCUGUGUGAAUAUGAGUUGUAGGAAUAGUUACAGUUUUUAUGUUUGGAUUACAGUAUCAAAACAAAAGUAUCGGCUAAGUCUGUGGUCUCUGAUGUAAAAUGUUAAAAAGCAUGGAAAUUCAAACCGGCUUAAAUUUAUUCGUGUGUUUGGCACUGACAGUAGCUCAUGUUAUGAGUUUGCUCCUUGCUGUUUAUUCCCUGCUACAUGAACCUGUAUCCAGCAGGUAUUUGGGCUUGUUCUCUUUAAGUACUGAUUCUUGGCCGAUACCGAGGACAAAUUUCCAAUGGAAGAGGAUGAAUACGACUUGAGUUGGAGUACCACCUCUUCAGAGAGUAUUGGUGGUAGAUUUCAUCAUGUGCUAUUAAUAUGAACUAAAUAACUUUAGGUCCAGACAGGAGAGGAAAUAAAUGAACUGUCAUUACAAUUAGUAGCAGAAAAUCCGUUCAGCAGUUGCUUUAUACAUUACUUGGAAAAAAAGUGUACAAAUGUCUUGGAAGAGCUUUGGUAGCAUUACUGUUUUAAAGGUUGAAUGCUCAUAUUGCUUUUGUGGGAUGCUGCAAGUCAGAGCAAAACGUCAGCAAAACAUCUUUCUGGUGUAAAGUGAAAACAGUCUCAGCUAAUGGUAGUUUUUAAAAAUUAUUUAGAUUCUGUAUUACCAAAACAAGUAUAAAAAAUUCGUGUCUCCCAUUAAGACUUUUUCCUUUGUUAUUUUUUCUUACUUUGUCUGUUUUUUAUUUCCUGUUCUUUUGUGGCUCCCUGAUAAUCCAUCCAAUGGAUUUUAAAAUGUUGUAGUAUCACCAGUGCUACAGAUAAUUCUUCUGCUUCCUGCCACGUUCAAGAAACCAUGGCGGCACUAGUUUCUUGUGACAUCGGCUAAUGCUACAUUUCUGGAGUAAUUUUGUGAUUCAGGGUGUUCUGUGAAGAGUUAGAACAGAAGUGACAAUGUUCUAUCCGCUGUUUUAAAGGGCGUAUGUGAGGAGGUUGGGCUGCCAAUGUGUCUGACAGUUUGUGUGAUCUGUGUGGUUCUUGGUACAACUGCCUUUUUUUAUUUAAUGGAGAGCCAGGGUUCUGAUUGGUGCUGCGUAAACUUGAAACUCAAGUAGAGGUUAUGCUUUGUAGGACUGGUAACAAGGAAAGCAUGAUUUCCACUUGACAGGAAGGUUAGCUAUAUCAGCUCUUAGAUGAACAUAUAUUUUAAUGUUUCUGUGCUUCUGGCUACCAGAAGUCCCCACGUUACACAGGGAUAGAAAGUUCCUUGAUUCUCUGACUCUUCUACCAGUGGGUAGGAGGGGUAGGGAGGUGAAUUCCAGAUUAAUCAAUGUCAAAGAAGAUUUUUAAUCAUUAAAACAAUACAAGAUUAUCACCAUCUCUUUUGCAAAGGCAUGUUUUGCUGAGCUAUGUGACUAUCAUUCCUACGUGGCCUGGAACUUUGCAGUUGAACUUUGAGGUCACUGUUAAGUCUUUGAUCAGACUUUCAAAUCAGUGGGAUGUGUAUAAAGAAGAAAGUUACCCCCUUUCAAAGAAAAGUGUGUUUCUUCUUUCGAAGCUGCUGUUAGAAGUAGUUACAUUGUGAUGGGCACUGAUAGCCCCUGCUGUUAGUCCUCAUUAUGAUCCCACUUCUCAUCCAUUCCUUUAAAGUGAGUCUGCUGAGGUUUUCAAAUGGAGAUUUUUCUCCCUUUGGACAUUAAAAAUACUAACUUUGAAAAGUUCUUUGUGAUCAACUGGAAAAAUUUCUGGCAUUAUUCUGAUUAAUUUUUCAUUGAUUUUUUUUCAUACUUCUGGUUUUGUCCUAGUUACUCUCAAUAUAUAUGUAAAUCAUAAAUUCAAAUACACUGAUUUAAAAUGAGUUAAUGAAGACCCCAGUGAUUGCUUUGAUGCCCAAAGAUUUUGUGAGUCCUAGAUUGUGGAAAGGAUCUUGGGAAAUUAUCUCUUCCUCCCCAACCUCUAACGGUGUUGUUUCUCCUUCCUUCCUGCUCCGUCCAGUAUGGUAGCCACUGGCCACUUGUGAGAUGUGACCGUUGGCACAUGUUGGAAUGAUGCUGAGUAUCAGGGGGCAUUCGUUUAUACAUGCCUUCCAAGGUUAUGCUUCUGGCUUUUACUUGCUGUCUACUCUGAUCACCUAAUCCCUGUGGGUGCAUUCUCAGUCGUGGUUCAAAUAUAUAUUUGUGAGUUUUGCUUUCUCUCUUUAAGUGCCAUAAACUUUUAUCUCAUCCUGUUUAUUCUGCAGAUGGUGAUUAGUCAUUGGCAUGUUUGUACAUUUUCACUCUUCCCCCGCCCCACCUCCCAGCUCCUUAUAUACUCGAUUGAGACUUUAUUUUUAAAUUAUUAUUUUAAUCUGAUUUUACAGAUCUUCCUUGCUUUUUGAGAUGUAACAGUACAAACUGUUCCAGUUGUAGAGGAAGUGACUCUCACCUUUGAGAUAUUAGUAGAUUUUAUGAGUAAAAUAAUAUUUUCUAAGAUUAACCUUACUCUGAAAGAUGGGGUGACUUUUCAUUUCCUUCGUAUUAUCAAAGUUUCAGCAUUGACUCAGCUAGGCCAGUAUUCUUCUUUAGAGACUCUUAGACACUAGGUACCCACUUAGAGAAUAAUUUGGCAGAGAAUUUAUUUAAAAUUAUAUAUUUGCCUUUGCUGCUUGUUAUUAAUACCUUUAAUGUGUAUGAAACCAUAGGGAUAUGCAUACAUAUAAU